CGUUUUUGGAUUCUGCCAGCUCCUCCAUGAUGAUAACUGGAAGCAAUGGGGGAUAGAUGAGGAUUCAUGGAAGAGAAACAGUGCAGGUUUGCUUCUGGAUGCGGUCCUGCUCGGAUCCUGAUCCGUCGACCGGCCUCGGCAGGACUCUUCCUCGCAGGAUCCAGUCGGUCUGCGAAUCCCGUGACGUCAGGCAUCCAGACGGGAAUGCAGUUCGCGCUUUCGGCCGUGAUAUAAAGACAUGAAGGGGAAGCCAGCAGGAGCAUGAAAGCGUUAGCCGGAUGGUUCGCGGUUCUCGUGGUGCUCGAAACAGUAGUCGCAUGGGGUGGAUUGUCGGGCAGCGGUUCCGAUCUUCAGGGGCCACUUUUCACCAUCGAACCUGCUCAUCGAGUGGAAUUUGGGGCCGCCACUGGAGGCAGGGUGGACUGCACUGGCCAUGGAAGUCCCCCACCCGAUAUCGAAUGGAUGCUGCCCGAUGGAACAGCCGUUCAACAGAUAUCCGACCUGCGUCUGAUCUUCCCAAACGGUUCCCUGAUCUUUCCCCCUUUUCCCAAUGAUCGGUACCGGCAUGACGUGCACACUGCCAUCUACCGAUGCAAACUGAAAAGCAUUUUGGGCGCAGUCCUAAGUCGCGAAGUGCAUGUCAAAGCAGUGAUCAAGCAGAAGUACGACAUCCAGGUGCAUGACGAGUACGUGAUUGCCGGCAAUACGGCAGUUUUAAAGUGCAAAAUCCCGAACUAUGUGUCGGACUAUGUGAUGGUGACAUCGUGGAUUCAGGACGACAACAUCAACAUCUACCCCAACACCGACAUUGGGGGAAAAUACGUGGUCCUGGGCAAUGGCGAUCUGUAUAUUAGCAAUGCCGGCCCUGGUGAUGGAUACAAGAAUUACGCGUGUCGCACGUUGCAUCGACUUACAGGCGAAUUACAAACCUCAACCUAUCCAGGACGGAUAAUCGUCACCGAGCCGAAGGGAAGCGUCCAGCCCCGGAUAACCGUGGAAAAAUUCAACGCAAAAAGAGUCAUCCUGGGCGAUGACGUCACUCUUCCUUGCGUGGCUCAAGGCCAUCCUGUUCCUGGAUACUACUGGAAAAGGGAGACGGACGGGCAAAUGGGGCCAGUCCCAUUGGGGGAACGUACCAUCCUGCUCACCGCCGGACUAUUGAGGAUUUCCAAGGUGCGUCUGGAAGAUCGCGGCAUCUACGUGUGCUUUGCCAACAACUCGGCUGGGGAGGAGAGCGUGAGGGUCACUUUGGAGGUGACGUCGCCUCUCUCUGCCCACGUGCAGCCUCAAAUGCUCGUUGUGGAUGUGGGCAAGGAUGCCAGCUUUCAAUGUGUCGUCAAUGGGUAUCCGGUCGCCCAAAUUGCCUGGAUGCACAAUGGAAAGCCGGUGGCGCCCGAUAAUCGAGUCGAAGUGCAGAGCGAGCCUCCAAGACUGACCGUGCGACAACUGACCAAAGAUGACCGCGGCAUGUAUCAAUGUUUCGCCAGCAAUAACUGGGAUCAGGCUCAGGCCACUGCCGAACUGGAUAUGGGCGAUGCCGGCCCUGAACUCAUCUACUGGUUCGCCGAGCAAACCCUCCAACCAGGCCCGACGGUCUCCUUGAAAUGCGUUGCCGCCGGCAACCCCCCACCACAAUUCAUGUGGGCAUUGGACGGUUUUCCCAUUCCCGACCACUCCCGGUUCCUGGUUGGCCAAUACGUGACCGUCCAGGAUGACGUGAUCUCUCACGUCAAUAUCACCAAUGUCAAAGCGGAAGAUGGGGGCGAGUACUCAUGCACGGCCCACAACAGUGUGGGCAAAGUGACGCACAGCGCACGCGUAAACGUCUACGGCCUGCCCUUCAUCAGGGAAAUGCCCAAAGUGAUCGGAGUGGCCGGCACGUCACUGGUCAUCAAGUGUCCAGUGGCGGGGUAUCCCAUUGAGACCAUCACAUGGGAGCGGGAUGGGCAGAGUCUGCCCGUUAAUGCACGCCAACGAGUGUAUCCAAAUGGCACAUUAUUCGUUGAACAAACCCAGCAUAGGGAGGAUGCGGGAACGUACACUUGCCAGGCUCAAAAUCGGCAGAAAAACUCGGCCCGAAGAGAUGUGGAGGUGCAAGUGAUCGUGCCACCGAAAAUCCUGCCAAUCAACCCCAUGACUGACCUGUUGCGAGAAGGGAUGAGGGCAGCGAUCACGUGCCAAAUUAUAGACGGCGACUUACCAAUUACGUUUCGAUGGGAACGGAAUGGAAAGCCCAUCAUCAACAAUGCCGCUUUGGGCACGGCGAUUAGACGCAUUGAUGAGUUUUCCUCGUCGCUGAUCAUCGACUUGGUCAGCUCUCAGCAUAGUGGAAACUACACCUGCAUAGCCAGCAACGUAGCUGGUCAUGAAAAAUACGUGGUUCCCCUAACGGUAAACGUGCCGCCCAGAUGGACAACGGAGCCAUCGGACGCAAGUGUAGCCGCUGGUCGAGAAGCCAUCAUUCACUGCCAAGCUGAUGGCUAUCCGAAGCCGGUGAUCACUUGGAAAAAAGCUGUUGGUGAGCAGCCUGGAGAGUACAAGGACUUUCACUAUGAGCCCAAUGUGGAACAGUAUCAGAACGGAUCGCUCAGUUUUACGCACGUCUCCAAGGAGAAUGAGGCUCAGUAUCUGUGCGAGGCGAAAAAUAACAUCGGUGCCGGCGUCAGCAAGGUGAUUUUUCUUCGAGUUAAUGCUCCAGCUCAUUUUGCGCAAAAAACCAAGCAAGUGCAGGUGGUGAAAGGGGAGCGAGCCAAUCUUCAAUGCUCCGCCAAUGGCGACACUCCGAUGCAGUUCACUUGGAAAGUGGCCGGCCAGUAUAUAACAAAAGAAGACGACAGCCGCUACUCGAUCCGGGAACAAAUCCUUGCAGACCACGUGGUGUCCGAGUUGGGUAUCGAGCGAACAAUUCGGCAGGACACCGGAGUCUUCAUCUGCUCGGCCGGCAAUUCCUACGGGAGCGACGACAUGAGCAUCCAGCUCAUAGUCCAGGAAAUUCCAGAGGCGCCGCGCAAUGUGCGCGUCACUGAGCAACAGUCCCGAUCCAUCGGCAUUUCCUGGACGUACCCCUAUGCGGGCAACAGCCCCGUGAGCAGCUACAUCAUCCAGUACAAGCCGGGAGCUGAGGCGUGGCCCAAUCCUCCCGCCAAGAUAACGGUGCCAGGGACGCACACCACUGCCAUUUUGCCCAAUCUGCGCCCCGCCCAGGUCUACCACUUGCGGAUCCUGGCGGAAAAUCGCCUGGGAUUGAGCGAGCCCAGCCAGAUCGUCCAGGUGAACACUCUGGAAGAAGUUCCUAGUGGCGCCCCAGUGGAUAUCCGGGCGGAAGCCAAAACCUCCACAGAGCUGGUGGUGACUUGGGAGCCACCGCCUAGGGAAUCCUGGAAUGGGAACCUAUUGGGAUACCACGUGGGCUACCAGGAGCUGAGCGCGGAGAGCAGCAGCCUGUCGCAAAGUUACGUGUUCAAGAGCGUGGAGGUGCGGCACCACUAUGGAGGCGAAGCUAUUUUGCAAAGUCUCUCCAAGUUUGCCACCUACAGCAUCAUCGUCCAGGCCUACAAUAGCCGGGGCUCUGGCCCGGCCAGCGACCCUGUCACCGCAAGGACCCUGGAGGACUCGCCCAGCUCGCCGCCUGAGAAUGUUCAAUGCUCAGUGCUGAAUGCUCAAAGUCUGCACAUAUCAUGGGAGCCGCCCGUGCCAGCAGGCCGGAACGGCCUCAUCCAGGGCUACAAGGUGACUUACCAUUCCGUGGGCGAAUGGUUCGACAACGACGACCAACAGACCAAAAUCGUCAAUCAGCUCAGAACCACUAUAUCAGGCUUGAGGAAGUUUACCAACUACAGCAUGACGGUGUUGGCGUACACUGCGAGCGGCGAUGGAGUGCGAUCGUCGCCAGUUUACUGCCAAACUGAGGAGGACGUCCCAACUGCGCCUGCUAAAAUCAAGGCCAUCCUGAGCGCCCCCAAUAGGAUCCUGGUAUCCUGGUUGCCUCCAAAGUUCAGCAACGGGCCCCUCACGGGCUACACGUUCUACAUGGGCAUGGUGGAGGAUGGACAGGAGGAGGGCACUCACAAGCGGAUGCUCAGUCCCAGCACCGAGAUGCAUGAGGUGGUCAGAGGCCACGAGACCAACACUCUACAGUUCUGGGUCACUGCCUCUACCAGGAUCGGUGAAGGUGAAAGCACCAGAGUGAUAACGCUGACUCCCUCCAAAAAUGUGGCCGCUAAAAUCGCCUCAUUUGGCCGCGAAGUGGUGAGUGCGUGGAAGCAAGACGUCCACCUGCACUGCAAACGGGUGGGGAUUCCGCUGCCCAAUGCCGUUUGGCGGCUGGACGACCUGCCUUUGGAGGUGGGAGGUCGGAGGUCGAUCCUGCCGAAUGCCACUUUGGUGAUCAAAGACAUCCAGAGUGUGGAUCAGGCCAACUACUCCUGCUCAGUGGAGAAUCAGUAUGGAAGAGAUGAAAUUGUGUACGCCUUGAAGGUGCUGGUUCCGCCAGAGGCGCCCGUUUUUAACGUGGUGGAGGCUUUCACUGAUAGUUUGCAUUUGAGCUGGGUGGAUCAGGGCAAUGGAGGUUCUCCUAUUUUGGGAUACGUGAUCAACUACAAGCGCGACCAUGGCGAUUGGGAGGAGUUGCAGAUUCCCGCUAGAACGGACGAGCACAUGCUGAGGAAUCUCUGGUGUGGAAGCAGAUACUUGCUGUAUAUCACCGCGUUUAACAGGAUCGGAACUGGGUUACCUUGCGAUAUCGUCACCGCUCACACUAAGGGAACAGUGCCUGUGCAGCCCAAACAGUCCCAAAUGCUGACCAUGAACGCCUCGGUGGCCACUGUAUGGCUGGACUCCUGGGGGGAUGGAGGCUGUGGGAUUAUUUCGUUUGCUAUUGCCUACAGGCCGAUGAGGGACAGCUCAUGGACCACAGCUGCCAAACACGUAAAACCCACAGAUCGCAUCUACAGCAUUGUAGAUCUCUAUCCAGGCACGGCCUAUCAGAUCAAGGUGUCGGCCAGCAAUAAUGCCGGCGACACGGAGGCUCUGUAUAACUUUACCACGUUUACUUUUGCGGGAAUCGUUCCAGAACUGUCGCCUCCAGUGUCCCAUUCGGGGGAUGAGUCCAUGUACUUCAAUGCCAAGGUGCUGGUGCCUAUUGUUUCCUCUUUGGUGAUUUCGGUGGCGAUUUUCGUCACGCUGUUGUAUAGGAAAAAGCGCCUGGCUGAGCGCAGCGGACAGAACCAGUCGAUGGGCGAGUCGCCCUCAUUGGCCCAGAUCCAGAACAAGCAGAACCGCGAUCAGCAGUACCUGGCGGUACGAGUGGGUCGCGGUCCCCAGCCUCUUGACGUGGACGACACGUACAAAGCCGAGUCCUCCGACUACAUCGAAGACAUUUGCCCAUACGCCACCUUUCAGCUCUCCAAGCCGGCCUACAGCGAAAGCUCCUACAGCGGCAACGUCUACAGCGGACCGUACCAUUCGGUACGCGGGUCUUUUGUUUAUCAUGACGUAAAACCACCACCUAGUGAUAAGUUUAAGUUAGGACAUAAUAAGGAGCCAGAGUACACAAAGGUGCGGAGAAAAGGAGGCAGGCUGCGCGACCCCCACUCGGAAAGUCAAGAGUCUGAUAAUCUGGGCAGCACCGACUCAGAGGUGAAGAAGAUUCUAACGCUCCACCUGCCUAUUUCAGAGUACGACACGUUGGGCUCGGACUCGGAUGGGGAUGGGCGGGCGGCCAGCCAGGAGUUGGUGUCCUUCGGGCAUCGCAUGCGAGGUGGGGCGGAGGGAUCGUCUACGUCGUCCGAGUCGCCGCCCUCGGGGAGCGUAGGACGCAAGCCCUACAACACGCGAAAGGGCAAGGGAAAGGGCAGCGCUAAGGGGUUGAGGCAUGUGCGUUCUUCCAGCGGAUAUUCCAGCCACAACGACGAAACUACCUUUAGUAUAUCACAUGCGCCUAGUUUCAAUGAGCGAAUUCAUCCCCCUACUAGAUUUUCCGACGUCAGCUUGCGAGAUUUCUCGGACGCCGAAUACGAGAAGAGCCACAAAGCGCGCGGCUCGUCGAAGCUCACCAGAGAGGCUUUCCAGAUUAAUAAGCAAGAAUCCAAUCUGCAACGGUUUCAAUAGCAGCAAACCCUUAAAGUUGCCAAAAAAAACGACAUUAACUGGCGUGCCAAAUCUGGCGAAUUCCUUUAGGAGGAUGUAACUCGAAGCCUUUAGGAUUGAACGCCAUGAAGCGAUUUGUUGAAUAUAAAUUGAGUUUUCAUAGUUUUAUAUAAUAUGUAUAGAGAAUAUCGGUGAUUUUUGUACCAUAUAGAUAAUGCAUAAGGUAACUAACUAUAGGGCUGGUAUAAAAGUAUCACUUUGAGGGCUGAAAGUGGGGAAAAACUGCAUGACCUUUUUGAUGACCCUUUCGUCCUCACUAUGGCCCUUGAUUACAAGGUAGCAUCUUUCACGUCUAAAUGUGUCAAACAAAAUCACUUUAUAUAUAGAUAAUCAAGUCACUUUACAAUUCAUCACCCACUCUACGUCGGUACUCUCUCUCACUCUCCCUAUCAAAUCGAAAUGACUGGUCUGUAGAUUUCUAAGAGUUAUUAUCUUUUUAUUACUGUAACUAAAGAAACUGUUAAUUGUAAGAAAUUAAAGAACAUGUUAGUA
Molecule: messenger RNA, 6639 nt
Organism: Dendroctonus ponderosae (mountain pine beetle)
Lineage: Eukaryota; Metazoa; Arthropoda; Insecta; Coleoptera; Curculionidae
Gene: Dscam4
Product: Down syndrome cell adhesion molecule-like protein Dscam2
Exons: 36
Coding region: 262-6108 (1948 amino acids)
Biological process (GO): axon guidance; dendrite self-avoidance; homophilic cell-cell adhesion
Cellular component (GO): axon; plasma membrane
Molecular function (GO): cell-cell adhesion mediator activity
Source: RefSeq, a predicted model, not a curated record